GGCGGGCCUGGCCGGCGGGUGGUGGCGCGAGCCGACGCGUGGACAGACCUACGGAGGACAGCCGCCGCCGCGGGCCCCGCCAGCCGCGCACGGACCCUCUCGCCGGGGCAUGCGUCGGGGUCGCGGGCGCCCGGCACCUGGGCCGCUCGCCGAGCCGCCGUGCGUCGCGCGCACCCCGGGAAGCCCAGCCCAGCCUCCGUCCGAAACGCUGCAGCGUGCCUGGCGGGGAGGGGGCUGCAGGCCCCGGAUCCGGAGACAUGGAGCGCUUAGGGGAGAAAGCCAGUCGUCUGCUAGAAAAGUUGAGACUCUCGGACUCGGGCAGCGCCAAGUUCGGCCGCAGGAAGGGCGAAGCGAGCCGCUCCGGCUCUGAUGGGACCCCCGGGACGAGCAAGGGACGCCUGAGUGGGUUGGGGGGACCUAGGAAAUCCGGACACCGAGGAGCUAACGGGGGGCCCGGGGAUGAGCCUCUGGAGCCGGCCAGGGAGCAGGGGCCCUUGGACGCCGAGCGGAACGCACGCGGCUCCUUCGAAGCGCAGCGCUUCGAAGGGUCCUUCCCCGGGGGGCCGCCGCCCGCCCGAGCCCUGCCCCCACCUCCGACGUUGCCCCCCGAUUUUCGCCUGGAGACCACGGCUCCGGCCCUCAGUCCUCGCUCCAGCUUCGCCAGCAGCUCGGCCAGCGACGCGAGCAAGCCGUCCAGCCCCCGGGGCAGCUUGCUGCUGGACGGGGCGGGGGCCGGCGGUGCCGGAGGGAGCCGGCCGUGCAGCAACCGAACCAGCGGCAUCAGCAUGGGCUACGACCAGCGCCACGGGAGCCCGCUCCCCGCGGGGCCGUGCCUGUUCGGCCUACCCCUGACCACCGCCCCCGCGGGCUACUCCGGAGGGGUUCCGUCCGCCUACCCGGAGCUCCACGCCGCCCUCGACCGACUGUGCGCCCAUCGGCCCGUGGGCUUCGGCUGCCAGGAGAGCCGUCACUCGUACCCCCCGGCCCUGGGCAGCCCCGGAGCUCUAGCCGGGGCCGUGGUGGGGACUGCAGGACCUUUGGAGAGACGGGGGGCGCAACCUGGGCGACACUCGGUUACCGGCUACGGGGACUGCGCCGCGGGGUCCCGUUACCAGGACGAGCUAACAGCGUUGCUGCGCUUGACGGUGGCCACCGGUGGGCGAGAAGCUGGUGCCCGCGGAGAGCCCUCGGGGAUUGAACCGUCGGGUCUGGAGGAGUCUCCCGUGCCCUUCGUCCCUGAGGCCUCCCGAGCCCGGAUACGGGAGCCGGAGAGCAGAGAAGAUUACUUUGGCACCUGCAUCAAGUGUAACAAAGGCAUCUAUGGGCAGAGCAAUGCCUGCCAGGCCCUGGACAGCCUCUACCAUACCCAGUGCUUUGUCUGCUGCUCCUGUGGACGGACUUUGCGGUGCAAGGCCUUCUACAGCGUCAACGGCUCUGUCUACUGUGAGGAAGAUUAUCUGUUUUCAGGGUUUCAGGAGGCAGCUGAGAAGUGCUGUGUCUGUGGCCACUUGAUUCUAGAGAAGAUCCUCCAGGCCAUGGGGAAGUCCUAUCACCCCGGCUGCUUCCGGUGCAUCGUCUGUAACAAGUGCCUGGAUGGCGUCCCCUUCACAGUGGACUUCUCCAACCAGGUGUACUGUGUCACUGACUACCACAAAAAUUAUGCCCCGAAAUGUGCAGCCUGCGGACAGCCCAUCCUCCCUUCAGAGGGCUGUGAGGACAUCGUGAGGGUGAUCUCCAUGGACCGUGAUUAUCACUUUGAGUGCUACCACUGUGAGGACUGCCGCAUGCAGCUGAGCGACGAGGAAGGCUGCUGCUGUUUCCCUCUGGACGGACAUCUGCUCUGCCACGGCUGCCACAUGCAGCGACUCAGUGCCCGGCAGCCCCCUGCCAGCUAUAUCUGAUCUGUGGUCCCUGCUGCCACCGUCACCGCCGUGGAGAAACUGUCUGGCCAGCCGAGGCCCACAAGGAACGCGCUCUGCAAUCCUUGCGAGGAGUUCUCUGGGGAGGCCCCAAAGGCCGGAGACCCAAAGAUCCUAACAUUCCAAAUGGGCUGUGGAGGAGGAACCUUCUGCUUGCCGGGAUGGCUGACUAGCCUCGUGUGCAGCCAGUGCGCAGCGUGUGCUGCAUAUAACACACACACACGGGCGCGUUUCCGUACUUUCUAAACAGAUUCUGGUGUGUUUUUCCCGUGUAUGUUUCUGUGUAAGUCAGAGGACGUUCGGUGCUGGAUCACACGAGGGCAUCAACAGAAACGGCCCCCAGUCUGUUGCAACCUCCAUACACGUGGGGUCAGCCAGGCCUUUCCCACAGUAUCCCAUCCUUGUCUGCUUGAAGGGCUGGAAGCCCUGGACUUCGCGAUGAGUCAUUUCUUGGCUGUCUCCCUAAGGACUAGAGCACGCCCCAUCUGUCCGCUGGGACCAGAACCAGCUCUGGGGGGCCCUGCUUCCUGUGUUGCCUGUUUCUCAGGGACCUGGGGAGGCUGAAUGGGGCCUGCCCUCAGUUGCUGUUGUGCUCAGCUGGGGAGCGUCAUGAGCAGGUCUCUGGGUGUGAAACUUGCCCGGUGGGAGGGAUGUCGGGAAGCUUUCGGCUGGCCCCACUCCCCUGGUUUAAGUGCACUGAGCCCUCUAGCCGGCAUACGUGGAUACAUUGUACCCGUGCGUGCCUUGCUCCCGCUGUUCCUUCUUUUUUUUCUCAGGUGACUUUGACACUUAGUUCCCUAGCAGUAGCUUAUCAUGAGACCCACUUAAAAGGGAUCCCGCCUCGGAUCUUGCUGCAGCCCCACAACUCAAGGCUUUGGGGAAGUCGGAGAGAACAGAACAGUUUGACUUGGUUCUAGCCCGCUUGACUGAAACUUGAAUUCACUUAAAGCCAGUUCACUUGCUGGCUGAAAGUUCAAUUCGUUUGAUGACCAGGUUGCCAAGAGCCCCAUCCCCCUUUGAGUGUUUUUAUAGCUGCCUAAAUGUUCUUUUUGUUACACUGAGCAUUCAGUGAUUUCUGCCUGUUCAUCAAGAAUACUAAAAAAUUAUUAGCAACCUACAUUUAUCAACUUUGUGGCACUUUGUAAGUGACAAGAUUUUCCCCUGACUGUGCAGGUGUCUUUUCCUAUGUCAUCUACUUCUCAGACACUUAAGAGAAAAAAAAAAGUUUAAAUUCUAGCAAUAAAUGCAAUUGG
Molecule: messenger RNA, 3172 nt
Organism: Psammomys obesus (fat sand rat)
Lineage: Eukaryota; Metazoa; Chordata; Mammalia; Rodentia; Muridae
Gene: Ajuba
Product: ajuba LIM protein
Exons: 8
Coding region: 258-1901 (547 amino acids)
Biological process (GO): negative regulation of hippo signaling; positive regulation of miRNA-mediated gene silencing; cytoskeleton organization
Cellular component (GO): nucleus; P-body; adherens junction
Molecular function (GO): transcription corepressor activity
Source: RefSeq, a predicted model, not a curated record